GUUGGCAAGGGCGAGGAUAGAAACCUACGUAAUUUGAGGUGGCAUCCCGUGCUAUAAAAUGGGGGGCUCGGCCGAGUUCUUGUUCAUCGAAUACAAAGUAAAAUCAAAAUCUCUUCUUUCUCCCGACAAUCUCUGAAGCUCCUUCAAAUCUCUUCAAGAUGCAAAUCUUCGUUAAGACCCUUACCGGCAAGACCAUCACCCUUGAGGUCGAGAGCUCCGACACAAUCGAUAAUGUAAAGUCCAAGAUCCAGGACAAGGAGGGAAUCCCCCCGGACCAGCAGAGGCUCAUCUUCGCUGGUAAGCAGCUUGAAGAUGGCCGCACCUUGGCUGACUACAAUAUCCAGAAGGAGUCCACGCUCCACCUGGUCCUCCGGUUGAGGGGUGGUAUGCAGAUUUUUGUGAAGACCCUCACUGGUAAGACAAUCACUCUCGAGGUAGAGAGCUCCGAUACAAUUGACAAUGUUAAGGCCAAGAUCCAAGACAAGGAGGGAAUCCCACCAGACCAGCAGAGGCUCAUCUUUGCUGGGAAGCAGCUCGAAGAUGGCCGCACCUUGGCCGACUAUAACAUUCAGAAGGAGUCCACCCUCCACCUUGUCCUUCGUCUGAGGGGAGGCAUGCAGAUCUUCGUUAAGACACUCACUGGCAAGACCAUCACCUUGGAGGUGGAGAGCUCGGACACCAUUGAUAAUGUGAAGGCCAAGAUUCAGGACAAGGAAGGAAUCCCCCCGGACCAGCAGAGGUUGAUUUUUGCUGGCAAGCAACUUGAGGACGGAAGGACUCUUGCUGACUAUAACAUCCAGAAGGAGUCCACCCUCCACUUGGUGCUUCGUUUAAGGGGAGGAAUGCAGAUUUUUGUGAAGACCCUGACCGGGAAGACCAUCACCCUUGAGGUGGAGAGCUCCGACACCAUAGACAAUGUCAAGGCCAAGAUCCAGGAUAAGGAAGGUAUUCCCCCAGACCAGCAGAGGCUCAUCUUCGCAGGGAAGCAGCUCGAGGAUGGGAGGACCCUCGCAGAUUAUAACAUCCAGAAGGAGUCCACCCUUCACCUGGUCCUCCGCUUGAGGGGAGGCAUGCAGAUCUUUGUCAAGACCCUGACUGGGAAGACGAUCACCCUUGAGGUCGAGAGCUCGGACACCAUUGACAAUGUUAAGGCGAAAAUUCAGGACAAGGAGGGUAUUCCCCCAGACCAGCAGAGGCUGAUCUUUGCUGGGAAGCAGCUUGAGGAUGGGAGAACCCUUGCUGACUACAACAUUCAGAAGGAGUCCACCCUUCACUUGGUGCUCCGUCUGAGGGGUGGCAUGCAGAUUUUUGUGAAGACCUUGACUGGGAAGACCAUCACCUUGGAGGUCGAGAGUUCUGAUACCAUCGAUAAUGUCAAAGCAAAGAUUCAGGACAAGGAGGGUAUUCCCCCGGAUCAGCAGAGGCUGAUCUUUGCUGGGAAGCAACUUGAAGAUGGUCGCACUCUUGCGGACUAUAACAUCCAAAAGGAGUCGACCCUUCACCUUGUCCUCCGUCUCCGUGGUGGUUUCUAGGUCUAUCUGAUGGAUUGUAAGCUGACCGAGUCCGUGUCAGGUCGUAGGUUGGUUAUGCUUGGUUUAUUUUCGGUUGUGAGUUGGAUCAAUAUGAAUGAGUUUGUAGACUCUUCAGCAUUAUGGUGAAUGAUAUUAAGCAGUCCUGAAUAAAGCUCUCUUUCCAUGUA
Messenger RNA from Punica granatum (pomegranate), 1699 nucleotides. The record is from RefSeq and is a predicted model, not a curated record. Lineage: Eukaryota; Viridiplantae; Streptophyta; Magnoliopsida; Myrtales; Lythraceae.